CACAGUGCCGGAUCUGGAAUCAUUGACUUUAAUCACUUCUAUCGGCUGCGGCAUCUCCAUGUUUUUUCUGGCCAUUGCUUUAUUCAUGCAUUUCCUGCUACGGAAAGCUAAAUCAAAUCAGGCGACGAAGAUCCUGAUGAACAUGUUUGUGGCUUUGUCUCUACUGAAUGCCUCGUUUUUGUCAAACGAGAGCGUCGCUAACACAGGAGACAACGCUGCGUGUGUCUUCAUAGCGCUGCUCCUGCAUUACUCCAUGCUGGCCUCAUUCACCUGGUUCUUCAUUCAAGCUCUUCAUAUGUACUUAUGGCUCAUCAGACAGAACGUCUCCAUCACAAACUACAUGAGGAAGAUCACCGUGUUGGGCUGGGUGUUUCCUGCUCCAAUAGUCAUAGCUAUUGCUUCUUUAGGAGAAUAUAAAACAGUGAUCAUAAAAUCAACAUCUGAAAAAAUUUCACGAAUGUGCUGGAUUACAAACUCUUACAUUCACUACAUAGUGAACAUCGGCUACUAUGCUUUAGUUUUCAUCUUCACGACAGGAAUCUUCAUCAUGAUCGUCACUAAAGUCGUUCAGGCCAGAAACAUAAAAGCUGUGGAUGGCAAGAGAAAGACGUUCAGAAAGCAGCUGAUGAUGGUGUUGAGUUUGUUCCUGCUCUUCGGUCUGACGUGGUCUGUGGCGUUCUUCAGUUAUGGAGCGAUGCUCGUUCCCUCAUAUUACAUAUUCACUGUGCUGAACUCAUUUCAGGGGUUUUUUCUCUUCCUGUAUUACUACCACAUUCACAAUGACGUCGCGGGUAGCUUCUCUGAUGAUCCAGAAAACACAGACUCCAACACAACCAUCACUCAAUCCAGCAUUAAUGCUGUAGACAAUAUUUAUCACUAGCAUAAUUAAGACUGAACGCUUUCUUUCUCUUAGCCUAAAAUGACCCUAAAAAAGUUACAUUUUACUGAAAUCACUCAAAACAAAUGAAAAAUAUCUGUUGUUACUAAAAACCUUUUUUAUUUUAUUGUGCAUUCAAAUCUCUGAUAUGAUGUGAUAUUACUGUAUUAUUGAGCAUUAUAAUCAUCAUGUGUGAUCACGUGUGUGUCAGAGUGACUCAACACUCAACCUUAUUUAGAAAACAAAUUUACAUCUUCAGGAUGACAGUAAUGUGUGCACGCUUGUGGAUUCAGAUAUUUGCAUUAUCAUUUCAUGAAGCAGCUUGGUAAAAUCCACACACACUGGGAAACACAACAAAUACAGUCAUAAUCAGUGAAUCCAUCAGUUUUAUGUUACUUAUGAUUCUCUGUUAUAUUUCUCAGUAUGUGUUUCUAAUGACGCUAAUAAAAUAUAAUUGUAUUAAUCAUGAUGGACUGACUGCAAAGUCAUUUAUUCACUU
Carassius gibelio (silver crucian carp) is the source of this 1376-nucleotide messenger RNA. RefSeq names its product adhesion G-protein coupled receptor G2-like. NCBI's taxonomy places the organism in Eukaryota, Metazoa, Chordata, Actinopteri, Cypriniformes, Cyprinidae. The transcript has 5 exons. Gene Ontology annotation, cellular component: membrane. The coding region runs from base 59 to 880 and encodes 273 amino acids. Gene Ontology annotation, biological process: adenylate cyclase-activating G protein-coupled receptor signaling pathway; cell surface receptor signaling pathway. The record is from RefSeq and is a predicted model, not a curated record. Gene Ontology annotation, molecular function: G protein-coupled receptor activity.